AUGCAGCGCGAACACGACCAGGGAUACUCCCACGCUGUGGGUGGCUCUAAAGUCCCACAGAGUGCGCAAGAGAAAGUUCCUCGGAGGGUUGAAGAGUCAUUGCCCAACAAGAUACACGACACCGGUUCCGGGACUGGCCGCCAGACACACGCCCUCAAUGAUGGGGACGAUUCGAUCGUGCCCAAGGGCGUGCAGAAGGCUGUGCCUGAGAAGCUCGAGCGCACGUUGCCAAACAAAAUCCACAACACUGGGGACGAAUAG
This is a messenger RNA of Aspergillus puulaauensis, 261 nucleotides long. RefSeq lists its product as uncharacterized. The transcript has 2 exons. Lineage: Eukaryota; Fungi; Ascomycota; Eurotiomycetes; Eurotiales; Aspergillaceae. Bases 1 to 261 code for a protein of 86 amino acids. The record is from RefSeq and is a predicted model, not a curated record.